AUGGGGCCGCAAGAAAUCGGUGAGCGUCUUCGAUGCACGCACGAGUCGAUGGAGCGUCGCGGCGCCAAUGCUGCAUCGUCGAAGCAAGAUGGUUGUGACCGCGCGCUGUGGUGGCCCGACGUUUGUUUUCUCGGCUCGAGAUCUUUCGUGGGAGGUGGCGGACCUCCCUGGAUGGCAGGAGCGGCGCCGCUGCUUUGUGCACUCCAACCAGAUGUACAAGUCCGACAAGGCGGGAUCAUUGUUGUUGAGAUACGGCAAUGGCAAGAAGUCGUGGGAGACGCUCCAGCUGACGGACGCUUCUUCCAUCCAGAUGACAAACCCUUCUUCUAUCUAGCUUCUUCCAGCGGUGACAAGUUUUUGUUCCGGCAGAAGAUCAUCUGGGCGGUCACGGAGACGAAUGCUUCUUCCAGCGGUGACAAGUUUUUGUUCCGCGCAGUGAGCUGCCAGAAGAACAUCUGGGCGGUCAUGGAGAAUCGCAAGGCCGUGAAAGUGAUCCAAGUUCCCAAUGAUGGCGGCUUGGAAGCCAAGGUGGUGGCGGUUUACAGGCUCAGCUUGCCUUCCAGCAUCUAUCCAUUAGCCUUCCGCGUCGAGGUUCUGAACGAGCUUGAUGGACAUGUAUCCAGGGUUUUUGACUCGUAUAUGAAUUCUUUCCGGCCUGGAGGAUUUUUUACUUCGGAGGUCAUGAUGGAAAAAGAGGGCUACAGGUCGCAAAUGACAACGGGCAGCUUGAUCCCGCUGCUGCAGAAGGCCCUUUUGCAACACCAAGUAAGAAUUGAACCACUUCCAGUUGAGGCUCCUGUUUUGCAGCUGGACGAUCCUGCGCUGACUUACCUUUCCAAGAUGCUUUUAGACGGGGAUAGUGAUAGUGACGAGCAGGAGGUUGCAACCCCGCAGCAGAACAGAUACCAGGCUUACAUGGACGACUUGAAUUCCAUCAUAAGAGGUUGCGUCCAGUCUCCGGACAGUGAUCAAGAACAGGUCGACCAGGAAGUAUUUAGCUUGCUCAACGAGUGCGCAAGAGCAGUAGCAGCCAGGAACUCGGCACAAGUUUACAAUCUCAUCGGAUUGAUCAAGAACUCAGUGACAUCCGAAAACAGCCACUUAGAAAGGACCGCAUUGUUCUUCGUCAACGCACUGGUAGCAAGGCUUAAAGGGUGUGGUUCACAGCUCUACUCGGCUCUGUCCAGAGAGGUUUCUCAGAAGCGCUACUUGGGGCUUUUGUGCAUGAACCUCCCGUGGUUCAGCGCCACCGAGGUGAUCUCGAAUCACAUAAUUCUCGAGGCGUGCAAGGGAGCGAAGCGGAUUCAUAUUGUGGACUACGGGAUACUGUAUGGCAGCCAGUGGCCGUGGCUUAUCCGAGCGUUAUCUCAGCGACCCGAGGGAACUCCACUGCUGAGGAUGACAGGAAUCGACUCGUCUGGGAUGAUAGAUGGUGCACAGAUUGGGCAGCAUUUACUCGAGUUCGCAGAAUCGUGUGGGAUUCCGUUUGAGUUUAACUACAUCACUACAGACUCUUGGGAGCUCGCACAGCCGCAGUGCAACAGCUUGAACGAGUUUGUGGUCAUCAACACAAACAGGAGACUGCGAUUCUUGAGGGACGACUCCACCGCAGCAAACAAUCCAAGGAAGGUGUUCUUCGAUCGUAUGCUGAAGCUCCAGCCGGCAUUGUUGAUCCAGUCUCUGCCAAACGCCGACCCCAACGUCUCGUCCCCGUUCUUCGUCCAGCGCUUUGAGGCGACACUUGCGUACUAUGCCAACAUUCUAAACGGUUUUGGAGAGGUUCUUAAGGAUCAUCCGCAAGAGCUUGCCUUCGCAAGAAAGUUUGUGGAGAGAAGCAUCAUGAAUGUGGUGGCCUGUGAAGGUGUGGAUCGAGUGGAACGGCCGGGGCCAUACUACUACUGGGAUUCGACGGCAAAGAAAGCUGGAUUCGAGCAGCUGCCUCUGAGCGACCAAGUUAUCGAGACAGCCAAGCUGAUCUGGAGAGGCGAGAAGUUUAGCUUGUACAGGGAUGGGCACUGGUUGUUACUGGCAUGGAAGGAAGCCCUGGCGUUUGGGAUUUGUGCAUGGAAGCCUGGCGUGAAGCCGAGAAAUUCGUACGGCGCCAAGAGUUCAAAAAGAUACCACUUCUAA
Messenger RNA from Selaginella moellendorffii, 2130 nucleotides. RefSeq names its product scarecrow-like protein 14. The coding region runs from base 1 to 2130 and encodes 709 amino acids. The record is from RefSeq and is a predicted model, not a curated record. Gene Ontology annotation, molecular function: sequence-specific DNA binding; DNA-binding transcription factor activity. Gene Ontology annotation, biological process: regulation of DNA-templated transcription. The transcript has 3 exons. NCBI's taxonomy places the organism in Eukaryota, Viridiplantae, Streptophyta, Lycopodiopsida, Selaginellales, Selaginellaceae. Gene Ontology annotation, cellular component: nucleus.